ACAGAGAUGAAAAAGAGGAAGGGAGACCAGGAGGAGGAGGAGAAGGAGGAGGAGGGCAGGGAAACGAGGAGGGCCACAGCAGCAGGUACCCCCACAGCAGCAGCGGCAGCGGUAGACGAAGGGUUAUGGUAAUUACCGCACACCCAGAUGACGAGGUGAUGUUUUUUGGUCCAACGAUCCUUCAUUUUACGAGGCAGGAGGGAGCCCUAGUGUACCUGCUGUGUAUGUCGACAGGAAACUAUUAUGGCCAAGGGAAGGUCCGGACGCGAGAACUCCUGGCCAGCUGUCGCCUCCUUGGUUUAGAGAGUGAUAAUGUUAUUCAGUAUAGAUGUGACGACCUUCCUGACCACCCAGACGUCUUGUGGCCCACUGUCCACACCGCUAACCUCAUCAACCACCACAUCCAUGCCCUUGAUGUGGAUAUGGUGGUGACCUUUGACAUGGGUGGGGUCAGCGGCCACUCCAACCACUCAGCGCUGUUCUUUGCCCUACAGCAUCUGGUGGAGAGGGAAGUGCUGCCCCCUAGAUGUGAAGCUUACUCCCUUGACACGGUUGGGAUGGUUCGUAAAUAUUCCUCCCUUCUAGAUGUUCCGAUCAGCUACUCUUUGUCCUCCUGUGCCUUCACUGUGGACAGGAAACAUCAUACUAUUCUACAGAGGGCCAUGCGUGCGCACUCCUCGCAGUACGUGUGGUUCAGGAGGCUGUACAUGUACUUUAGCCGCUAUGUCUUAAUUAACACCCUUUCUCGCAUCACCCCAUAGCCCUGCCACACCCCCGUGCCCCCUACAGUACGUGGUGGUGGUGGUGGUGGUGGUAGUAGUUGGUUUUAGGGCAUUAAUGUAGUGUUGGGCUAUAAUCUGUGGUUUUCCGGUUCGUUUGGGCUAUUUUUUUGGGGUCUUGGUUAGUGUUGGGCUGGUUUUGAAGUUUUGCGGUUCAUUUGGGCUGUUUUUUUUGGGUGUCGGUUGUAAGUAGUUGGGCUGGUUUUGAAGUGUUUUGGGCGGUUUUCUUUCGGUUAGCUAGUGUUGGGCUAGUUUUUAAGGGUAUUUGGGCUGGUUUUAAGUGCUUUUGGGCUGUUUUGGUUGAGCUUUGUAAGUUUUGGGCUGUUUUGUUUAGAUUAGCUGGUGUUGGGCUAGUUUUUAAGGGCAUUUGGGCUGAUUUUGUGUUUGUUAGCUAGUGUUGGGCUAGUUUAAGGAGACUUGGGCUGCUUUCACGUAGUUUGGGCGGUUUUAUUUGGGUGAACUAGUGUUGGGCUAGUUUUAGGAGACUUGGGCUGGUUUCACGUAGAUUUGGGCGGUUUUGUUUGGGCUAGUUUGUGACUUGGGCUAGUUUUACGUAGUUUUGGGCGGUUUUUUGGCUGUGUUUUUGUGUGUGUUGGGUGAGGCUGUGCUUGUCGUUGUGUGCGUGCGUGCGUGUGUGCGUGUGUGUGUGUCUUUAAGCAAAUUAGGGUUACAAUUUCCAGUUUUUUACAUAAUUUUCAUGAAAAGGGUGUAGAAAAUCUAGAGGCCUAUACCAGGUAGGCUGUGUAUGUGACGUGCUUGUAUAAAAAAAAAUAAAUUGCACUUUGAGUACUUCCAAGGUCACGGAGGAAGCUAGCAGGGUUUUCAAGAGUGUUCCUCCUGUUAAUUAUGUAGAAAUGUUGUUAAUCUGCCACUAGAAUCGUAAAAACACCCUUUAAAACCCUUGCAACUUCAACUAGAGCCUUUGGAAUGUAGAAAUGUUGUUAAUCUGCCACUAGAACCGUAAAAACUCCCUUAAAAACCCUUGCAACUUCAACUAGAGCCUUUGGAAUGUAGAAAUGUUGUUAAUCUGCCACUAGAACCGUAAAAACAUCCCUUAAAAACCCUUGCAACUUCAACUAGAGCCUUUGGAAUGUAGAAAUGUUGUUAAUCUGCCACUAGAACCGUAAAAACUCCCUUAAAAACCCUUGCAACUUCAACUAGAGCCUUUGGAACGUAGAAAUGUUGUUAAUCUGCCACUAGAACCGUAAAAACACCCUUAAAAACCCUUGCAACUUCAACUAGAGCCUUUGGAAUGUAGAAAUGUUGUUAAUCUGCCACUAGAACCGUAAAAACACCCUUAAAAACCCUUGCAACUUCAACUAGAGCCUUUGGAAUGUAGAAAUGUUGUUAAUCUGCCACUAGAACCGUAAAAACAUCCUUAAAAACCCGCGUCACUUCAACUACAGCCUUUGGAAGUCAGUGGGAGUCUGGCAGUUAAGAGAGAGAGAGAGAGAGAGAGAGAGAGAGAGAGAGAGAGAGAGAGAGAGAGAGAGAGAGAGAGAGUAUAUAAGGUUGAUUCAGGCACCCACCCACACUAUAUACUAGUCCAUACAGUGAUGAUUGGCUGGCUAGGGGGUGUUUAGUUUAGUCUACCCCGCUCACAGCUACGUUUUCUAUGCAAGCCAAAUUGUAGUGAUAGAAAAUGUACUUAAAUAAUAAUAAUGAUAAUAAUAAUAAUAAUGAUAAUAAUAAUAGCGAGUUUUAGCUAGAAUAUUAAGACAACGAAAAAAUAUAUAUGUAGUGCAUUUAGAUAAUAGAAGUUUUUAUUGAAGUUUGUUUCGAGUUAGAGAGAGAGAGA
This is a messenger RNA of Scylla paramamosain (green mud crab), 2577 nucleotides long. It is a transcript of the gene PIG-L, whose product is annotated as N-acetylglucosaminyl-phosphatidylinositol de-N-acetylase-like. The coding region runs from base 126 to 761 and encodes 211 amino acids. Gene Ontology annotation, biological process: GPI anchor biosynthetic process. The record is from RefSeq and is a predicted model, not a curated record. The transcript has 5 exons. Gene Ontology annotation, molecular function: N-acetylglucosaminylphosphatidylinositol deacetylase activity. Lineage: Eukaryota; Metazoa; Arthropoda; Malacostraca; Decapoda; Portunidae. Gene Ontology annotation, cellular component: endoplasmic reticulum.